Molecule: messenger RNA, 491 nt
Organism: Paramuricea clavata
Lineage: Eukaryota; Metazoa; Cnidaria; Anthozoa; Malacalcyonacea; Plexauridae
Source: the annotation of a GenBank genome assembly
UUGGCUACAGUGGGUUCUUACGUAUAAGUGAAAUACUGGCCAUUCAAUUAAAGCAUAUAGAAAUUGUUUCGCAUGGUAUGUCUAUAUUUGUCCCAAGACGUAAGAACGACCAGUUUCGAUCGGGAAAUACGAUUCAUAUAGCCAGAUCGGGCAAAUCCACUUGUCCGGUGGCUAUUACCGAGCGACUGUUCCAAAUGUUACCUGACAAUUCUGAUUCUUGUAAUCCAGUUGUACGUAGAAUUAAGUACGGUAAAGGUGGCCGGAGCUUUCAUGAGUCCCGUGGAAUAUCUUAUACUACGGCGAAAGACAUAAUCAAGAAAAACUUGGGUAUAUUUUUUGACGAUCUCAGGAAAUUGGGAACUCAUAGUCUAAGAAGCGGAGGUGCUUCAGAUCCCGGUUGUUCACAUUUAACAGAUUUAUCCUUGCAGGCCCAUGGUGGGUUUUUACCUCAAGUUCAUAUUGAGCAAACUUUAUUUUGUGAAUUAUUAUAG